AUGAAGGCCGAAUUAUUGGCUCUCUUUGCCCUGGGAGGUUGCUCCCUUGCCGCCAGCAUUGGCAACCCUGCCGUCGCCGACGCUCGCGUCGAGAGGCGCCAGGACAUCGACGGUAUCGAGACGAGCCUCGAAGCCCUGCUAGUCCAGAUCCAGGAGCGAACAGCCCAGAUCAAUGAGACUCUGAUCCCCGUGCGUGAUGCCGCUCCCGAGGAGGACGCCAAACCCGCAGCCGCGUCCAUCGCCCCUCAGCUGCAGGCCAUCUCGGACCUGCUGGACAAGUCGGCCACGCUCACUAAGCGCGCCGUCGUCGAGAGCCGCUUCGUCAAGGCGGACCUUAUCAAGACCGUCUCGCUCAUUCUCUGGGAGCUCCUCGGCACCGUAAAGUUUAUCCUCCUCAAGCUCGGUCUCGGCCCCGUCUUGUUCGACUUGUUACCCUUGGUCCUUUCUCUAGUCGGGCUUCUCAAGUCCCUUAACCUCGCCGUCGAUGGUUUGCUCAUUGCCGUCAAGUUCAUCGCCGACGACCUUCUCAAGGCUGUCGGCCUGGGUCUCCUGGGCCUCCUCCCAUGA
This is a messenger RNA of Durotheca rogersii, 567 nucleotides long. RefSeq lists its product as uncharacterized. Bases 1 to 567 code for a protein of 188 amino acids. The transcript is spliced from 3 exons. NCBI's taxonomy places the organism in Eukaryota, Fungi, Ascomycota, Sordariomycetes, Xylariales, Xylariaceae. The record is from RefSeq and is a predicted model, not a curated record.